AGAGAGGAAGAAAGGAAAAGAAAGAGAGGAAGAAGAGGAAAUGAGGAAACGGAAGAGAAGUGGUGAUAUAUAUAAGACUUAUACGGACCGAAAUCGGUCCGUAUAAUCCUCAUUGGCGCGCCGCACCAAAAAUUUUCAAUUUUUUCAGAAAAAUUUCAAUUUUUUCAGAAAAAUUUCAAUUUUUUCUGAAAAAUUUCAAUUUAUUCGGGAAAAUUUUUGGCGCAUUAAUCAUAUUCAAACCGAAAUCGGUCUGAAUAUAAAUAAAUUAGCGCAGAAUCAAUAAGAUUCAAAUUAACGGUAAAAAUUUGGCGCAUAAAUUAAUUACGGACUGAUUUCGGUCCGAAUAUAUUCGUAAAAAAUCUUCCAGUGCACAUUUUUAUUCUUUUCAUUUAAGGACAUUACCAUCUUCUCGUGUUCUAAAUUCAUUCCUGCGAAAACCAAUUGCAUGUACAUCGACCCUACAGUCCCUCGGAAUCACAAAACCAUCGAUUGUCUAACUGAAAUUAUCUUUCGAUACUACGGAGUAAUAUCAUUGCAAAACCACGAACACCGAUAUUGGUCCGAAUAUAGUACAAAAAAUCCAGAAACUUCUUCCAGUGCACAUUUUUAUUCUUUUCAGUUAAGGACAUUACCAUCUUCUCGUGUUCUAAAUCCAUUCCUGCGAAAACCAAUUGCAUGUACAUCGACCCUACAGUCCCUUGGAACCACAAAACCAUCGAUUGUCAAGCUGAAAUUAUCUUACGAUAUUACGGAGUAAUAUCGUUGCAAAACCACGAACGUAUAAAUUAAAGGUUAUUAGAGAUAAUGUUACGUAAUGCUCUUUCGGAGUAAUAAGCAAAUAAAAUUCAUUUUUUUUC
Molecule: messenger RNA, 857 nt
Organism: Rubroshorea leprosula
Lineage: Eukaryota; Viridiplantae; Streptophyta; Magnoliopsida; Malvales; Dipterocarpaceae
Source: the annotation of a GenBank genome assembly